Messenger RNA from Mercenaria mercenaria, 7668 nucleotides. RefSeq names its product dynamin-1-like. Gene Ontology annotation, molecular function: microtubule binding; GTP binding; GTPase activity. The record is from RefSeq and is a predicted model, not a curated record. Gene Ontology annotation, cellular component: plasma membrane; synapse; cytoplasm. The coding region runs from base 147 to 2726 and encodes 859 amino acids. Lineage: Eukaryota; Metazoa; Mollusca; Bivalvia; Venerida; Veneridae. The transcript has 19 exons. Gene Ontology annotation, biological process: receptor-mediated endocytosis.
AUUUUCGGUUUUAGAAUAAUAUUUCAUUCAAAUCUGAAAUUUUGAGAUUGAGAACGUCAAAUUUCUCAACGAUAUAAGCAAUUAUUCACGGAAGUGUUUUCGGCCAUGAAAUUUUGUAACGGUUAUUGACACAGAGAACUGUCAAAAUGUCUGGAAAUGUUGGCAUGGAGCAGCUUAUUCCGAUUGUGAAUAAGCUGCAAGAUGCCUUUGCUCAACUUGGUGUCCCAAUUUCCCUCGAUUUGCCACAGAUCGCCGUCGUCGGAAGCCAAAGUGCUGGCAAAAGUUCUGUUUUGGAAAAUUUUGUUGGGAAAGAUUUUUUGCCCAGAGGAAGUGGUAUUGUGACAAGAAGGCCACUGGUUCUACAGUUGAUAAAUGGACCUACAGAAUAUGCAGAGUUCUUGCACCAGAAAGGAAAGAAGUAUGUGGACUUCGAACAGGUUCGGAAGGAGAUUGAAGCUGAGACGGAUCGUGCCACCGGAGGAAACAAAGGCAUUUCAAACAUUCCAAUAAAUCUUAGAGUCUACUCACCACAUGUAUUAAACUUAACAUUGAUAGACUUGCCGGGUAUGACAAAGGUACCUGUUGGAGACCAGCCCCCUGAUAUAGAACAACAAAUCCGAAAUAUGAUCAUGGAGUUUAUAACAAAAGAGAGCUGCCUCAUCCUGGCAGUCAGUCCAGCCAAUGCAGAUCUCGCCAAUUCUGAUGCUCUCAAAAUAGCCAAGGAAGUUGAUCAGCAAGGAUUACGAACCAUUGGUGUGAUUACAAAGCUGGAUUUGAUGGAUGACGGAACAGAUGCUAGAGAAAUCCUCGAAAACAGACUUCUUCCUCUACGCCGAGGUUAUAUUGGUGUGGUAAAUAGAAGUCAAAAAGAUAUUGAAGGCAAGAAAGAUAUAAGGGCAGCCUUGUCAGGGGAGAGAAAAUAUUUCCUUAGUCAUCCAUCAUACCGUCAUAUGGCAGAUAGAAUGGGCACACCAUAUCUACAGAGAAUAUUAAAUCAGCAGUUGACCAAUCAUAUACGUGACACAUUGCCAACAUUACGUAACCGACUUCAGACACAGUUAUUAUCUCUAGAGAAAGAUGUUGAAGAAUUCAAAAAUUUCCGACCAGAUGAUCCGUCAAGAAAGACCAAAGCCUUGAUGCAGAUGGUACAGCAGUUUGGCCUGGACUUUGAGAAAAGUAUUGAAGGUUCAGGAGAUAAGAUCAGUAUGAAGGAGCUGGCUGGUGGAGCCAAAAUAAACCGUAUUUUCUAUGAGAGAUUCCCAUUUGAAUUAGUAAAGAUGGAAUUUGAUGAAAAAGAAUUGCGGCGGGAGAUUAGUUACGCUAUCAGGAAUAUUCGCGGUAUCAGAACAGGUUUAUUCACACCUGACAUGGCUUUUGAGGCGAUUGUUAAGAAACAGAUUGAGAAAUUGAGGACACCGUCACUCAGAUGUGUAGAUAUGGUUAUCACAGAAUUGACUAAUGUAAUCCGAAAAAAUACAGAAAAGAUGAAUCGUUAUCCAAGAUUACGGGAAGAGACAGAAAGAAUUGUAAACACAUGUGUACGAGAGCGUGAGGCUAAGUGUAAAGAGCAGCUAAUGUUAUUAGUGGAUAUACAGCUUGCUUAUAUGAACACAAAUCAUGAAGAUUUCAUAGGAUUUGCUAAUGCACAACAAAAGUCAGAUAAUACUACUAAACAAAAAGUUGGCAACCAGGUUAUCAGGAAAGGUUGGUUGACACUACACAACAUCAGCUUUAUGAAAGGUGGUUCAAAGGAGUUCUGGUUUGUUCUCACAGCUGAAAGUCUAGCUUGGUUCAAAGAUGAAGAGGAAAAAGACAAGAAAUACAUGCUCCCUUUGGAUAAUUUAAAUUUACGGGACAUGCAGGACAGUGGAUUCAUUAAACAGAAAAAAAUGUUUGCCAUAUUCAGUCCUGAUUCAAGAAAUGUAUACAAGGAUUAUAAACAGUUAGAAUUGUCGGCAGACAGUCAGGAGGAGGUCGACAGUUGGAAAGCUUCCUUCCUGCGUGCUGGUGUGUACCCGGACAGAUCUCAGGAUAAAGAAAAUGACUCAUCUAAAGAUGAUCUCGGUUCAAUGGAUCCUCAGUUGGAGAGGCAGGUUGAGACCAUACGUAACCUCGUCGACUCGUACUCAAAAAUUGUCAACAAGACGCAGCGUGACCUCGUUCCAAAAACCCUCAUGCAUCUUGUUGUUAACUAUGUAAAGGAGUUUAUUGGAGCAGAGUUGAUGGCACAUCUAUACUCCACUACGGAUCAGAGCAGUUUGAUGGAGGAGUCGGCAGAGGAGACGGUACGGCGUGAGGAACUUCUGCGCAUGUACCAUACCACAAAGGAGGCAUUGCAGAUCAUUGGAGAUGUAUCGGUUUCCACAGUGUCCACUCCUGUGCCGCCACCUGUUGACAAUGAAUGGUUGGAGCCAAGUCAUGGACAAAUGGAUGGAGGUGGAUACGCAGGCCGACCAUCUUCUCCGAAACCAGGUCGGGCUCCACCACCACCACUGCCAAACAGACCAGGGGGCUCGGCCCCACAGGUUGGGAUGCCAUCUAUACCAAAUAGGCCAGCCCCUGGUGUCCCAUCACGACCAGCACCAGGCGCUCCUGGACCAGCAAUUCCUUCGACGCUGAAUACUGCCUCAAAGUUCGGUUCUGUUGGAAGACGAGCGGGUGUUCCGCAGCCUGGCAAUGCACCAAGAAUUCCAGAUCGGCCAUCAAUACCAGCACGUCCAAACUAGACAAAUAAAUAAUAUGUAAGAACGUUGCAAGCUGUCAUUGAAAAUAAGGGAUGCCAGAAUGUUAUUUAUAGUACUUUGUUAGAAUGGUGUGUAUUAUAUACAAUGAAUGGACACAGUGAAUGUUGAAAUUGUUAGGGAAUGUCCAGUAUCUGACUUAUAACAUAGGCAGAAGUCUUAAACAAAAUUACUAGGUGUGUAUUUACCGGUCAAUGUUGUUAACAAAAGGCACUUUUUUGUAUGAAAUAUUAAUCUAGGACAAUAGGUUGCUUUUAAAUUGCAAAUUGAAUCUAGGUACUUAGAUUCUAAUUAACCCUUAGCCUGCUAAAUUUCUAUAAUGAACUUGUCCAUCUUUCAGUUUGGACAGUACCAUUAACUGUUAAAAGGGGUGUUUACCAAAAAGAUACUGACUGAAUGGCGAACAGUGCAGACCAUGAUCAGACUGCACGGACGUGCAGGCUGAUCUUGGUCUGCACUGGUCGCAAAGGCAGAAUCACUUGCUGCCAGCAGGCUAAGGGUUAAUGUAAUUGUAUAAACACACCUGUUAAGAUAAAGUAGCGUAUUUGAGUAUGUACUCAAGUUACACAAGUCAUAAUUUGUCGUCACAGUAUAAAAGUUGAUAAUUUCAUUUACAGAAAGAAGCAGUUAUCCGAUUUUUGCAUUGUUGCGACAAUAUUUGGGGUGUAAAGUUUGUUAGGUUUUAAGGUACUGUUUUGACAUUGUACAAUAACAUGUGAUAAACUUUUAAGACAAGAACAAAACUUACUAUCUCUUACCUUGCUGAUUAAAAAUUUGAAUGUAACACGCAGGAUAUUCAUUUAAAAAAAUCAUUAAUGAGAUGCGUAAAAUGUUUUAAGAUGUGCAUUUGAGAGUUACUGACCAUUUCUUGUUUAAAUUUUGAAUUGAAUAAUACAAUAUUCUAAUAUAAACCAUCAGCUAACAUUGUUCAGUGUUUUUGUUGUUGCUGUAUUCAGAACUUUGGUCAGAAGAUGCCAAACCUUUAUUAAGCAGCUAUCCAAUAGAAUGACACAGUUUGGCUGUUUAUGGCAGGUGGCUGCUUAUGAAAAGCUGAAAUUAGAAAGAAAGAAAGUAAAUUUGGGGAGUUACUUUACUGCCUGCUUAAGGCAAAGUUCUACUUAAUACAGGUAGCUGCUAAGGCAGGUUCAAAAUUGAGCCGCGCCAUGAGAAAACCAACGUAGUGCAUUUUCGACCAGCAUGGAUCCAGACCAGCCUGGGCAUUGCUUUCAAAGCCUAUUGCAAUUAGAGAAACCGUUCGCGAACAACACAGAUCUAAUCCAUGCUGGUCGCAUAUGCACUAUGUUGGUUUUCUCAUGGUGCGGCUCAUUAAUGAAUUCCAUGUAUAAUAACCUGUCUACAAGAUACCUGUAUUACUCAGUAAUAAUCUUUUGUCGAAUAGAGUAACUCUGUCAUAAAAAUGAUACAGUAGCAUUAAGUAGUUAAAAAUAUUUAUAUGACUUUUUAUCAAAGUAACAGUGUCAUGGUCAUAUGACUUGAGAGAGAUGAAAUCCUGUAUUUUAUCAAUUAAAAUGUGAAUGUUUACCGAAAAGACAUGAGUUCAGUCUGUAAUUUACAAUAUGUUGAUGUUUUACCAUUAGUACUUUCAAAUUGGUAUAUUGUUAAACAGCUGUUAAUGUUGACAAUUGUAAUUUAAUGUAGAAAGUUAAUCAGUCAAGAAAAAUAUAUUCAGAAGUUGAAGGUAUCUAGUAAGGAUGACUCAAGUUUGUUGGCUAAAUUACGUUUUAUAAAACUUUACAUCUUAGGUUUAACUUGCAUCGCUCUGUAUGUUCAUUAAAAGACCCUGUAUUUGCAUACUUACGUAAGUAUGAAAUCUAUGUCACUUUAAUAUCAAGCAAUACUUUUAUAUAUAUAUUUAAGUACAGAACUUCAUAAAAAAACUUCUUAUUUUGGCACAUUUUGAUUUUGAUAGAAAUUUAUAGACAUAUGUAGAUCAUAAAAAACUUCUUAGAUGUCUUAUACUGUUAAUUGGUCACCUUCUCUUCCCUUUAACCAUAUAUGCCAAAAUAAUAAGUAAGAUUUUGAAACCCGCCCGCUUAGCUCAGUAGGUAGAGCGUCGGUCUACGGAUCGCGGGGUCGCGAGUUCGAUACUCGGGCGGGGCGUAUGUUUUCUGUGACUAUUUGAUAAACGAUAUUGUGUCUGAAAUCAUUAGUCCUCCACCUCUGAUUCAUGUGGGGAAGUUGACAGUUACUUGCGGAGAACAGGUUUGUACUGGCACAGAAUCCAGGAACACUGGUUAGGUUAACUGCCCGCCGUUACAUGACUGAAAUACUGUUGAAAAACGGCGUUAAACCCAAAACAAAACAAAAGAUUUUGACUUAAAAUGCUUUUAAUGAAUCAUUUGAAGAGGAGUGAGAUGUCCAAAGAUUUGAGGUUAGACUUGAUAAUCUGUUAGAACUUUCAAAACUUGGAUAAAUGCUCUGCGAAUCUGUAGAGUUAAGGUAGUGGACCUGCAGUAAUAGUAACAGACUUCUAGUUCAUCACGUACGAUUUCCACAUUUUCCGACUGGUACGGAAAGUCACGUUCUCAUACGAACUACAUGUACAUUUCCUAGGAUGCUGAAACGGCAAGCAAAAAUCUUCAGUUGAGCUAAAAUUGUUGAUAUCAAUGUGCGUUCACUACCUUUAUCCAAUAGAAUGGUUCGAACAUUUAAAACGCAAAAGUCAUCGGGUUUUGCCAGAAGUCAAUCUUAGAUGAUAAUGUUAUGCAAUGUUUAGACUAUCGUAAAUCUGUGAUUUAUUUUCUUCUUUAUUUGUAAAUAUAUAAUAAAAGUGUUUGUAGAAUGGUAUUAUAUAUAUGUAUACAUGCACACUUUGUAUUGUCAAUGUAAUAAAUAGAAAAGAAGCAUUUCACCAGUUUUUAGUCAGAUACACGUCAUUUUGGCAAAAUUUAAUUGAUAGAAUUGAUAUUUAUUCUGUAACAUGUACGUGUAGGAGUGAUGUUAGUGAAAUUAGCAUUUUUGUGUCAUUGUAGACAGAUAGUUACAAAAGAUCAAUCCAGAUGCAUUGAUAAACAGAACUUCAAUCAUUUCCUUUGUUUGCAUUUUGCUCACUCGGUUCCAAUUUUGCUGGGAAAAAUUGUUACAGCUGCGAGAAGAUGUGAGAAGUUUGAGCAAAAAAUGUUAAAAGUUCAUAUUAAAUGUAAAUGUUUUAAAUAAUGUUUCAAUGUCUGCAAUAGUUGUUUAAAUGCCUGAAGUAGUGUUUAAAUGAAUUCAGUGUACAGGCCCUGGUUUUUGGCAGAAUUUUUACUUUUGACACAAAAAAAAAGUGUGAAAGAUUUCCAAUUUUUAUAUAGAAUUUUACCACACUUUUGUCACAAAUUUUGUGUAAUAUUAUAGACCUGACUAAUUGUAUAGAUUUUAGACCUGACACGUUGGGUAGAUGUAGUCGUACAUGUAUAUGAGACGUGCCAUGGGAAAACCAACAUAGUGGCUUUGCGACCAGCAUGGAUCCAGACCAGCCUGCGCAUCCGCGCAGUCUGGUCAGGAUCCAUGCUGUUCGCUACAGUUUCUCCAAUUCCAAUAGGCUUUAAAAGCGAACAGCAUGGAGCCUGACCAGACUGCGCGGAUGCGCAGGCUGGUCUGGAUCCAUGCUGGUCGCAAACCCACUAUGUUGGUUUUCCCAUGGCAUGACUCAUAUGUUCAUUUCGGAGUAUUUGAAGGCGUUAAGAGGACAACCUUUUAACAUGCAAUGAUUGGUCCACUUUGUCAAAAUAAGCCCCAUUUACUUUGUUUGUUUUCUCUCGUUUUUCUUUUUGUUUUUUGUUUUUCAGGCAUUCCCUCCCUUUGUAUUUUUUUUUUACAAAUUUUGGUGUUUGUCUUUUUUUCUAGAAAUUUUCUAUUUUUGCUUUAAAGUUUUUUUAGCAGCAGUGGAAAUGAUUUCGCUUAAACUUGAAACCUCUGUAUUUAGAUGAUUCUUGCUUUAAUACUGUCAACUUUAAGGGUCAAGGGCAAACAGUCAUACCUCGUUUAAUAGUGUUCAUAGCUUAAUAUAAUGAACCAGUGAUUUUAAUUUUUAAGGAAGUACAAAAAAAAGUUUGAAAUCUUGCAAUAAGAGACAUGUUGGAUCAUGGGAUAAAGGCACUUUGUACCCUAGUGGUUAACAAGAUUUGUCUCCCUUGAAAUGUUAAAUUGUCAGGUAGCACCCUGCUAAGAAAGAAACUGUUAUAAGCUUCCUUAAAGAAUAAAAUUCUGGGAAUAACGGGAUAAAGAUGUUUAGUGUCAGACAGUUUUAUUUACAGGUAAGACUGUUUGGCACUAACACGUUUUACAUUGUUAGUGACAUAUGAACACUAGAAGUGCAAUAUUUGCCAGGUAAAUAUAUUCUGGAUUUAAUGUAAACAUUAUCAUUUUCAUUUGUAUAAAAUUUAACUAGAACCUAUCAAUGUGUGAAAUACUGAUCUAAUCCUGAAGCAGCGUAUUUUGUGACACUUGUCAGGCUUUUUUAGUGUUUGUGCAUUGAAACAAUUUUCAGUUAUUCAUUUGUUUAAAGAUUGGGGCUCAAAAGCAAUAUGCUGUUCGCUUUCAAAGCCUAUUGCAAUUAGAGAAACUGUUAGGGAACAGCAUGGAUCCUGACCAGACUGUGCGGAUGCGAAGGCUCAUCUGGAUCCAUGCAGGUCACUAAUGCACUAUGUUGGUUUUCUCAUGGGGUGGCUCAUAUAAUUUUAUCCUUUACGUAAUUGCUGGUUUUAUAAAAUUUCUUGCAAAUUUCAAGCAGGUUGACUUAGACUCAGAAAUUUUCCACUAAACAGUUGUCCAUAUAGUUCAUGAAAUUAUACUUUGCAAAAUUAGUUUUGCAAAUAGAAUAUUAUUCCAUAGGUAGCGCUGUAAUUUUGAUUUAUAGUUUGAUAUUUCUGUUGAUAUUUAUGUAUGUACAUUAUGUCAUUAUUAUUAAAGUCUAAAAACUUAA